Molecule: messenger RNA, 579 nt
Organism: Cherax quadricarinatus
Lineage: Eukaryota; Metazoa; Arthropoda; Malacostraca; Decapoda; Parastacidae
Source: RefSeq, a predicted model, not a curated record
AUGAUCACUACGUACAUGAUACUCGAUGGAGUUGGUAGAGAUGUUUGUGCUCACCUGUUUGUAGUUACUGAGGGUCGAGUAUCAGCUCCUGGCAGCUACCUGACAGUGGCCAGGGUCACUCUUACUCUCGUGGGCACUUGCCGUACCUCGUCUCAAAGCUGUGUAUGGUAUAAGAGUGGAAGAUGCCCCACCAGGGUACUAGAGGAGGCACUGUGCCCAGAGGACGUGAGGGAUCAGUGCCAGAGUGACCAGGAUUGUGCUGGCACUGCCAAGUGCUGUUCCACAGGCUGUGCCAAAGUCUGCAUCCGUUCAGUCAAGUCCACUUGUGAACUGAUGCGUGAGAAUACUCUGCGUCGCGCACGUGACCUGGGCGUUGAUGCCAACGAUGUUGUGACCCCAGACUGUGACCUUGGGGGAGGCUUCGCUCCCAUCCAGUGUGACGGUGUCUGGUGCUUCUGUGUGGACGAGCGAACUGGCUACGAACUGCCAGGGACCCGUGCGAGGAGCAUCGAACUGGUCAAUUGCUCAGGUGAGUUUGGUAACCACGAGCAGCGAGAGCGGUAAAGAGUUUUUAUGUGG